AUGCCCGUCCUCAACGUCCGCGACCGUGUCAAGAACUCCGGUGUCUGGCAUGACUUCAAGGAGUUCAUUCAGCGAGGCAACAUCAUCGAUCUCGGAGUGGGUUUGGUCAUUGGCGGAGCCUUCUCGAAGGUGCUCAACUCCUUCGUCGAUGAUAUCUUGACCCCUCCUCUGGGUCUUGUCAUUGCUGGUUCCAACUUGGAGAACUGGUUCAUUGUCCUCAAGUACGGCCCAGAGGGCAAGAAGCCUUAUAACACCCCUGAAGAGGCCCAGGGAGACGGUGCGGUUACCGAGAACGUCGGUCGCUUCCUCAUGACUGCCAUCAAUUUCGUCCUUGUUGCCAUUACCCUCUUCUUGAUUAUCUUUACCGCCACCAGGUUCCGCAGCUGGCGCCUGAGCCGCAGACAGAAGAAGAUCAGCAAUGGAGAUGUUGACGCAACCAAGCCUGACGAUGCCGAUGCCUCUGGAGCAACCAAGACCUGCCAGUGGUGCAAUGCCAACGUCCCUGUCGCUGCUGUCAAGUGCAUGUAUUGCGCCAGUUACUUGCAUGAGAAGGUCCCUGCGGAGCUGUUGAACAAAGCCGCCCAGCCAGCCUUGAUUGAGUUGGAUGGUUAA
This is a messenger RNA of Linnemannia hyalina, 612 nucleotides long. Lineage: Eukaryota; Fungi; Mortierellomycota; Mortierellomycetes; Mortierellales; Mortierellaceae. The record is from the annotation of a GenBank genome assembly.